Molecule: messenger RNA, 2378 nt
Organism: Anopheles merus
Lineage: Eukaryota; Metazoa; Arthropoda; Insecta; Diptera; Culicidae
Exons: 5
Coding region: 1531-2343 (270 amino acids)
Source: RefSeq, a predicted model, not a curated record
CGCCCGGUGCUGGAAGUACAUAUACACGGUGUGCGCCCGUUUCCGGUCGCCCGGUCGCUCUCGCUGGUCGUUUUGUGUGUGUUUGUGUGUGCGCGCAUUUGGCGACGUGUGAAACCCUGAUACUGAAAACCAACGAAACGCAUUGAACAGGUUGACGUGUGGUGUGGUGUGACGUACUGCCAGGAUUAGCAGUCCCAACAGAGGCCGCCUCUCCAUCACGAUGAGGUUAACCUGUCGGAGUUUGUGGUUGAGGUUUGGUUGAAGAUUAGCUGUAACCACCUUGGUGACUUACUAAUCGCAUAAAGUGUUCGUGUAUUUGUUUGUGAUGUGUGAGUGUGCACCACGAUGAAUAAUGGAAAUGGAGUGAACGAGUUUGUGUGGUGCGUGUGUAGCUGAUGAAAUCUGCUUUGCCUUGCGGGAGAUAAAUAAAUGUCAAAUGUGACAGGUGCGAUCGAUCGCAACUGUCAAAUGCAAGCGUGUGCGGUCAUAGCAAUUAGUGAGUGCGUCGGAAGGAGAGCUCUCGUAGUAAGCGAGUGAAAAAAUCCCACCCACCCCCCCCACCCGUGGGCACUAGUGCCCGGUUUGGUGAACCGAUGUGCGAGCGAUAAUCCUUUCCCGCGUUUCCCGGGUGAAGAAGAAGGGUGGUAGUGAUGAUUUGAUGAUGGUGUCAAGCAGUCAAAUGGUUUGAAGAGAUUUGCACCAACGCACUAACGCUGCUACAGGAGCAGGUUCGGAAGUUCGCGGGCAAGGUUUGCGAGAAGGUUUAAGACCGAGUGAGGUUAAUUGAGAGGAAAACAGAAAGAAAGAAACAGCAAAUCCGCCAACUAUCGCCAGUUGCCUUAGUGCGCGAAUCCACAGUUCCCCGGCUGUCGGAUUAGUUCCCGUGGAUUGGCAUUGGUUUGAGCGGAAAAGUGAAGCAGGGCGGCAGCUAGCCGUGGUAGUAGUAAUCGAUUCGUGGCUCAGAACAAUAGCCAAUCCGAGCAGGAUGUGUUGCCGGUACGUUGCGUGAACCAUACAACGGGGAAGCCCAGGAAGGAGGGAAAAAAAGGAAAAGCAAAAGCAAGAAGCGAUUUCGUCCGACGACUGUCGAUUCCAGCUGUCUGGCUGCGUUGCCGAAGGAAAUUUAUAGCCGAUUGUGCAGCGAAUAAAGUGAACCGGCGGGACGGCAAUCCCACGUUUGAACAUCGACAUCGAAGCGUGACGGUUUCGGUGUGCGAGCCCAGCACCAAACACACCAGCGCUCGCGUUGCCUUCAUGUCCGGCAAUGAAUCCGGUGCGAAGCAAUCUGCAUAGCCGCUAUUACUACAUCGCACCAGAACAGUUGGGCGCUACCCACGUCCCACCGAUGUCCGUUCGUGGCCCGUUCGUCCGUCGUUGCGGUUCGGCCAGUGCAUCGGGCUCGGUCUGAGGUCGGGUGUACCGACUUUCCCCGCGGCAACCAUUAACGGUGGAGCGACGGCCGAGGGGCGGAGGCGCAGGCUCGCCUCGGAGCCGGGCAGAUCAAAGGUACAGUCGCUCCGGGCGGCCAAAAUGGCGAAGCACCAUCGCAUCCCGACGCUGGCGGAAAACAUCAACCGGUCGCCGCGGCUAAGCUACCUCGCCUCCCACUCGCAGUCCGCCUCGUUCAUGAGCGAGGGCGGCGAAAUCACGGAGCUGAUGGCGCUGGACGAGUCGGAAAAUCUGCUGCACGAUCGGACCGCCUCGGUGCAGGUGAUCAGUGGCAGCGGUGGCGCGCUCUGCGGCAGUUAUGGCAGCAGCUACGCUAGCGGAACGCUUGCGGGGCCACUUACGCCGGGCGGACGGAUGCUGGUGGGUGGUAACGUCGUGGCGGUGGCGGCGGCCACUGCAAUCAACGGGGGCGGUGGUGUGAAUGCCGGCGGCAUCAGCCCGGGUGUGGGCAGCUUCGGCGAGGGCAGCGAGCGGUUGGAGGAGCUCGGCAUCCCUUUCAACGAGCAGCUGAUGUACGGUGCGGUCGGCGGUAAGCUGCUAACGGGCUCGCCGACGGUGACGAUCCUGGAGAUGGCGGGCGGCGGUGGACAUGCGGCACUGAGGCAGAAAAACUUUAAGCGCAAGUCGACGGCAACCGCUGCGAUGGUGGCGUCGGGUGAGCAGACGUCCUUGAAUGCGAUCGGGCUGCAACUAUCGGUGGACCGGGGUGGACCGCAGGAGUGGGGCGAAGCGACCCGCAGCUACGUUAAAGCCCAGCGGCGUCAUGCCGGACGAGCGACCUUCCAGGGCCAGGUGUACAACUUCCUCGAGCGUCCGGCCGGCUACAAGUGCAUUGUGUAUCACAUCUCUGUGUUCUGGAUGGCAAUGGCGAACGAGAAAAGUGGGAAUCAUUAGAAGCGUGUGUCUCGGUGUGUUCUCGCCCAACCACA